AUGAAUAAUACUAUUACAACAACAGCAGCUUCUUCAAAUGCUGGUUAUCCUAAACAACGUAUAGUCCAAAAUUUCGUACUAAUUUGGGAUGAUGCCAAUAUCGACGAGUCGAAACAACACUGUCAGAACACAUUGGCACAACUACGACGUGUUGUCAAUGCUGUCAACAUCUGCACUGUUUCAGAACAAUAUAUUCAGCAUCUCAGGGGCAUUAGCAACGAAAAGGCUUUUAUUAUAGCCUCUGAUGCAUUAGGUCAAAACUUGGUUCCCGAUAUCCAUCCCUUAGCACAGGUAGAAGCCAUUUACAUCUUCGGUCGCAAUAAAGCCUCGCAUGAGCAAUGGGCACAAAACUGGAGCAAAAUCAAAGGGGUGUAUACAGAAAUUAAGCCAAUUUGUGAAGCAUUGCAAUUAGCUGCCAAACAAUGCAAUGAGGAUUCCACUGGCAUUAGUCUGAUAUCGGCGGGUGAAGGGGCUUCCAGUGAGAAUCUAAACCAACUGGAGCCCACAUUCAUGUACACGCAAAUCUUCAAGGAAAUACUUCUUGAGAUGGAAUAUAAUAAACAAGCCAUCACGGACAUGGCAAAGUACUGCCGUGGCCUUUAUCAAAACAACAUGCGCGAAUUAAAUAUUAUUAAUGAAUUUGAACGUGAUUAUAAUCCAAAAACUCCAAUUUGGUGGUACACACGGGAGUGUUUUACUUAUCAAAUGCUCAAUCGUGCACUUCGUAAUUUAGAAGGUGACACAAUAAUUAACAUGGGGUUCUUCAUUUGUGACCUACACCGACAAAUUGAAAAAUUACAUAAAAAACAGGUCAGUAAAGUUUCCCUUGGAUUUGCUGAAAGUGCUUCGAAAAAAGGCGAUAUGGUCGGCAUCCUGUUCGUGAUGACUAUUGAUCCUUUGGUUUCAUCUGCUCCAUUCGCCGCCAUUCGGGAUGUUAGUUACUUCAAGACAGAAGAAGAAAUAUUGUUCUCCAUGCACACGGUGUUUUGUAUUGGUGAGAUUAAACAAAUAGAAACAAACAAUCCACUUUAUCAAGUGGAACUUAAAUUAUCAGCUGAUGAUGAUGAACAACUUCGCAGUCUCACCAAACGUAUACGAGAGGAGGCUGCAGGUCCGACAGGAUGGAGACGACUGGGCAGACUGCUACUCAAGGUAGGACAGCUUAAUAAGGCCGAAGAACUAUACAAUGUACUGCUCGAACAGCCAUCUAACGAGGAUGAUAAAGCACAUUAUUAUAAUCAACUUGGACUUGUCAAAUAUGAUCAACGUGACUAUAAGAGGGCUAUUUGGUAUCACGAAAAAGCAAUUGAAAUCAAACAAAAAACUCUUGCUCCAGAUGAUCCUUUAUUGGCUGUUUCCUACAGCAACAUCGGUGUGGUGUAUGGCGAAAUAGGACAAUACGCGAAAGCACUUUCAUUUUACGAAAAAACACUUGAAAUCGAACAAAAAACUCUUUCUCCCGAUCACCCUUCAUUGGCUACUUCCUACACCAACAUCGGUGGAAUGUAUUGCAACAUGGGAGAGUAUUCGAAAGCACUUCCAUUUUUCGAAAAAGACCUGGAAAUAUCUCAAAAAACUCUUCCUCCAAAUCAUCCUGAUUUGGCUACUUCGUACAACAACAUCGGUUUUGUCUAUGAAAAUAUAAAACAGUAUCAAAAGGCACUCUUAUAUCUUGAACAUGCUCAGGAUAUUUUACAACGUUCAUUACCUCCUAAUCAUUUUAAGAUUAUAAAUGGACGAGUAGGUAUUAAUAAUGUUAAAAUGCAAUUGUAA
Messenger RNA from Didymodactylos carnosus, 1773 nucleotides. The record is from the annotation of a GenBank genome assembly. Lineage: Eukaryota; Metazoa; Rotifera; Eurotatoria; Philodinida; Philodinidae.